Molecule: messenger RNA, 1516 nt
Organism: Equus caballus (horse)
Lineage: Eukaryota; Metazoa; Chordata; Mammalia; Perissodactyla; Equidae
Product: T-lymphocyte surface antigen Ly-9
Source: RefSeq, a predicted model, not a curated record
UUGGGGUGGGGAAGAGCUUAAAGGGCUUGUCUGAGUGAAGCUUUUCCUCUGCCUCCUGGAUGUCUCCUCUGCAGCGGAACAGGCUGGCAGGCAGCCUGCGAUGGGGCCCUGCUCAGAAGACACCCCCGUCUGCAGGGCCUCCUGGCUCCUCGGCUUCAGCAGCCUCCUCCUCAGUGUCUGCAGCACUGGGGUCAAGAGUUCUGGAGCACAUGGCGCUGGAGUUCAGGAUUCUGGAUCCUACAUUUCUCUGAAGAGGAUCCGAGGAGGUUCUGUGUGGUUUCAUCUGAUCAAGGAGCCAGGAAGUGAGCUGGAGGAGAUCGUUUGGGCCUUUGGCCCCGCCGUUAAACACAGAGUCAUGCUGCAAGUCCAUAAAGGGUCAGAAGGGACUCCAACCUGGGUCAGCCUCCAGGACAAGUACAUGCAGAGGGUCCAUGUGCCCAACCUGACAUCCCUGAGGAUUGAGAACUUGACCCGUGAGGACAGUGGGCAGUACCAGGCUCGAGCCAACUUACCUGGGGGAAUGGAAUCUAACCAGAUUUUCGACCUCACUGUGUAUGAGCCUGUGCCCCUUCCCCAGAUCCUGGCCAAGUCAGUGUCUACCACAGAAGGCUGGUGCAACAUCACCCUGGAGUGCAGGGCUGCAGGGGUCACAGAGGACCUGAAUGUGACCUGGGAAAGCAAGGACCUCUCAAGGGAGCUGGAACCAGCCCGCAACUCCUGGACCCUGGCUGUGAGCCUGCCUCUGAGCCCACCCAAUGCCAGCCUCACCUGUGUGGUCAGCAACUCCGAGGACCGGAAAACUGUCACCACAUUUCUUGGGGAAUUCUGUGCCCAUGAUUCACAGGGACAGGCCUCAACAGGCACCCUCAAAGCCAUCCUAGGGCCCAUCGUGGCUGUGCCAUUGAUCCUCGGUGUUGGACUGUACCUUUGGAAGACACAUGAGAAGAAGAAGAAGAUGGAGAUUGGAAGAGGUGCAGGACUGCAGGAGGAACACAGGAACCAGGAUGAUGACAUCCAGUAUGCAGAGCUGAGCCUGCAGGAGUCUCGAGGGGGCAGGGACAAGGGUAUGGGUGAACGACGUCUGCAAGAAAAGGAAGAUCUCACUGCUGUCUACAGUGAGGUUCAGAAGCCAGGCCAGGCCAAGCCAUGAAGAUAAAGAGAAAACAGGAGAAUCAGCAUUCCUAGGACACCUCCACACUGAGCUUGAUCCCUGCAGACACCUGCCUCUUCCAGCUCUGGUCCAGCUCCAGCGGCUUCUGGUCCACAUUGCUCUGACCCUCAUGUCUUCAAAUCCCUAGGCUCGUGUAGCCCUGUCAUGUCCUCUGACACCUCCCUAAGCUGCCCUCCCACUCAGGACCCUCACUCCUGCAGGACAAGUGCUCUUUCCCUGUCAUUGACUUGGCUCCUGACCCCUCUCCUCCUGAAGAUUCCCCAAAGGAGACCCUCCUGAUUGUGCUUGUGUUAAUCCCCACAACCUCUGCUCUGUGUCUUUUUGAGAACAUGAGCACAAGUUUGG